AUGGCUGAGAACGAUCUGUUACUGUUAUGCUAGCAUAAAACCGCAAUUCACCAGAUAGUAUAGUUCCAGAAAUCAGUGUGGCUAACAGGUGAUAUUUCAUUUAACCACAAGUCAUUAUCUCGCCGGGACUGUGGAGCAGGGAGGGGAGUUUGGUUUACUUAAGGGCUCCCCAGGGGCUUUCAACAGUGUGAAACUAGCCACUUUCUUAAGAGAGCCGGUUUCGUCAUGCAAGGUUUGCGAUCAGUUGCAAUGAAGGCUUUUACAUGUCUUGCGCUUCUGUUGUGCGUGGGCUGCGUCUUCGCCACUGAAGGUGAGUUAUACACUUACAACUUGAUCCAGUUCGGCCGGUUCGUUUGGUGUUUGGGGGAUCUGGGCAUUUUCGAAGCGACGGCGGACAACGGCUAUGGCUGUUACUGCGGUCUUGGAGGCCAAAGCACACCGCUGGAUGACACUGACAGAUGCUGUGUAGAACACGAUAACUGUUACAAAAGAGCUGUAACGAAAGACAUCUGCAGGGUCUGGGAUACCUAUGCAGUUUGGUACAAAUUUGAGGAAAACACUGACGCGUCUGGAAAGUGCUCAAUCAAAUGCAAGGCAGAGGAUGAGUAUUCUUCGUUGAUCACUAAAGCCAAAUGUCGAGCCUUCAUGUGUGAAUGUGACCGUCAAGGGGCGCAGUGUUUCGCGGACAAGCGGCCCACGUUCAACAAUAGCUGCUAAAUGCAUACGUCACAAAAUCCUGAGGAUGUGCUAAAACAUAUCCAUUUUAAUCAUUAUUCGAUUGAUCUGACAUUAUUAUCAAGAAAACUUGUUGCUUUAUUAAGCGAUUUCGCAGCAUAACCUAUCGACCUAGUCUGAAUGUUAAUUUAUAAACGAUUUAAAAAAAAACAGUUUUCAGAAGUUUGAUUAAGCAAUAAAACUUCAUACACACAAUUGUAGAAGAUACUGACGACGGCGGCUUAUGCUACAAUAAGAUUUUGUCACAAACUCACACGGCGGGUGAUGACUUCGUUUAAUCUGUAACAAUAAAUAUGUAAAACAAUACGAACAUUACGAUAAGUUCUA
Messenger RNA from Patiria miniata (bat star), 1062 nucleotides. Its product is annotated as phospholipase A2 AP-PLA2-I-like. The coding region runs from base 226 to 717 and encodes 163 amino acids. Gene Ontology annotation, biological process: arachidonate secretion; lipid catabolic process; phospholipid metabolic process. Gene Ontology annotation, molecular function: calcium ion binding; phospholipid binding. The transcript has 4 exons. NCBI's taxonomy places the organism in Eukaryota, Metazoa, Echinodermata, Asteroidea, Valvatida, Asterinidae. The record is from RefSeq and is a predicted model, not a curated record.